Molecule: messenger RNA, 835 nt
Organism: Carica papaya (papaya)
Lineage: Eukaryota; Viridiplantae; Streptophyta; Magnoliopsida; Brassicales; Caricaceae
Source: RefSeq, a predicted model, not a curated record
UCUCAUGGCCGCUACCAGGAAGAAAAACAAACCCAAAGCCGCUUGCUUUCUGGGUUGUUUUGGAUUUUCCGAGAAAAUGCUUCCCAGAAAAAGUGAAAAGAACAGGAAGAGUACCCGGUGGCUUUCUUGGUCAAGAUUCCGCAUGAGGAGGAUCGGCAGUAAAACGGUGCCGGUUGAUUCCACAGUAACUAACCAUAAAACGUUGUCGGAGCCCCUUAGCACGAAACAGAUCAUACCUUCCGGUCUAUCAUCCAAUCAACAGGCGCCACGUAAGGUUUCCGACCGUUCCAACCGUCGCCUCAUAUACGACACCAAGCAGAUUUCUCCAGAGUUCCAGACGAGGUACGGACCCACCCAGGACAUCAUCCUCGAUAAUGACGAAAAAUAUCCAAAUCGCUUAUCAUUUGAUGGGAAAACAGACCCGAGAAGAAUCGGUUCGAGCCAGCCCGAUGUCAUCAACGCCAGAACUCGAAACGCCUCCUCGUCACACUCGAUUUCCCUGCCGGUCACUACCCGAAACGUCAAACCGGUUUCGUCGAAGAAGAAGAAGGAGAUCCAAAAUGAAAAUGGCGAAAAGAUUGACCCGAUCUUCGGGUUGUCUAUCGUCAUGGUGUCACUGGUAAUAAUGCUAUUAUGGGGUCGGUUGUGUGCGAUUCUUUGUACAUCUGCAUGGUGCUACUGUGUCUCUUGCGUAAGGACUAGGAACCAGAGAAUUAUACGUAACGAUGUCGUAUUGAAUUCGGAAUCCACCGGUGAGCCGGAUUUAAGUUCGUCGGAGUACAAGAAGAAGGUGGUUUUGGAAGGAUUUAUGAAAAGGAAGCAGCGGCGUAAAUAA